AAUUUUAGAAAGAUCUAUGUAUGCCUGUCUUUAUUGCAGCAUUACUUACAGUAGCCAAGAUAAUGGAAACAACCUAAGUGUCUGUCAAUAGACAAAUGGAUAAGGAAGAUGUGGUGUGUAUAUACCAUGGACACACACAGACACAACCAUAGAAAAGAAUUAGAUCAUGCUGUUUGCGACAAUAUGGAUGGACCUAGAGGGUAUUAAGUUGAAUGAAACAAGUCAGGGAAAGACAAAUACCAUAUGAUUUUACUCAUGUGGAAUCUAAAAAACAAAUGAAUGAACAAACAAAAGGCAGACUCAGACCUAUAAAUACAGAGAACAAACUGAUGGUUGCCAGAGGAGAGGGGAGUGUGGGGAUAAAGGGGAUUGGGAGAUACCUGCUUCCAGUUAGGGAAGGAGUAAGUCACAGGAAUAAACGGCACAAUAUAGGGAAUAUAGUCAGUGGUAUUGUAACAGUGUUGUGUGGUGGCAGAUGGUAGCUACACUUGUGAGCAUAGGAUAGAAUUGUCCAAUCACUAUGUCUUAUACCUGAAACUACUGUAACACUGUGUGUCACUAUACUCAAAACAGUUUUUUUAAAGAAUAGAAUCUUUAUGAUAGUUAUUAUUUUUAAAACAUAACUUCACUUAUCACUGCCAUUUUCCUUUAUGAAAAAAAGAAAAACUAGUUUACCCACGGUCAUACAAAGCUUAGUUAUUCUAUAUGUAUGCUCCAGAAACGAACAUCUAAGAUUCUCCAUGUUAUGAGGAUAUUGAACUUUAUUACAGAAAACACUUUGUAUGCUAGAAGGAAUUUCUUUCAUUGCAUUUUGUUUUUCUCCGCCUUAUUUAUUUAUUUAUUUAUUUAUAAUUUUUUAAAAUCUUUAUUUAUUUUUGAGAGAAAGUGUGAGUAGGGGAGGAUCAGAGAGAGAGGGAGGCACAGAAUCCGAAUCAGGCUCCAGGCUCCGAGCUGUCAGCACAGAACCCAACACGGGGCUUGAACUCACAAACCGUGAGAUUGUGACGUGUGCCAAAGUUAGAGACUUAACUGACUGAGCCACCCAGGUGCCCCUUUCUCAGCCUUUUUUAAAGAGAAGGAAGAGUCCAUAGGAAUAGAGAAAGAAGAGGUAGUCUGAAGGACAUACGAGGAGUUCAAAUUAGAAUACAUUGUGGGGUGCCUGGGUGGUCAGUCAGUUAAGCGUCCGACUUCAGCUCAGGUCAUGAUCCCUGUGGUUCAUGAGUUCAAGCCCCACGUUGGGCUCGCUGUUGUCAGCUUGUGAAUGUGGAAUCUGCUUUGAAUCCUCUGUCCCCCUCUCUUUUUGCCCCUCCCCCACGUGCGUGCUCACUCUCAAAAGAUAAAACAUUUUAAAAAAGCAUAUAGAAUAUGUUGGCUUUUAACAGCCUGUGGUAAAGAUUUCCCAUAGUACUUGAAAAUGUUGACCUGGAGAGAAGAGUGAUUAGGCUAGAGAUAUAUAUUUGGAAGUCAUUAAUGUAGGUGGUAGUGUGAACUGUGGAGUGUAACAUGUAGAGUAAGAAAAAAUGAACAAGGACAGAACCCAAUGGAACACAAAUAUGUAGGGAGCAACAAAAGAGAAACCCAUGGAGAUAACUGAAAGCAAGCUCCCUUGAUAACUGCCCAGUUCUUAAGAAUUGGUAGAGAAGAGAGAAGACCAACUUGGAUAUGAGCAGCUGAACUUUCCAAUCCCAAAUCUUAUUGGGGAUCUCACCACUCAUUGCUGCUACAGCUAUGCUGGUCUUGCCGAGUACAGCUUGCUCUUCCUGCACUGGACUCUCUUAUUUCUUAUAGCUGAAAACAGUAACACUUCACAAAAUACUUAAAGAUGAUAGAAGGAAAUCAUAAAUGGAAAGUGACAUUAACCAGUUUAGGAAAAUAUCAGUGUGACUGCUCUUAUUACUCAUAGAAUCACUUGGCCCCUUGGGACUCUUUAGAGAGUUGUGUUCUUUCCCUGAUAGAGGUUUGCCUCCUUGCUGAAACCAAGAUCUGCUUCCACAUGGAAGAUAUUUAUUUUUUUCCCAAAAGUGAGGAGAGUUGUUAGGCACAUUUGGACUGCUCGUAGUCUAGGCUCAAGGUAAUGAAGGCUAGAGAGAAGAGUUUCUUCUUCAUGUCAGUCUAAGUUCGAUCUUUCAUGGUUUCUUUUCAUGUAAUGAGGUGUAUUUUCCCAAGCUGAUUAACAAUGGCACUGUCCAUCCACCUCCUUUGAGGGAGACAAUACUCUACUCACAAGGAUAUAACCUUAGUCUGUGAAGCCACACAAGUGACCAUCUCAGAAUAUAUUUGUCCAACAAUGGAAUAAGGGCUAGGACCCUCCGUUUCUGUCCUUAUGGGCUUUUCCAGAGGCUGCUUGGGCUUUCUGACAGCACUGUAUGUAGCUACACUCUAAGGGCAUGUAUUCCAAGAGAGUGAGGUGGAAACGCGUGGCACUUUUCAUAUGAUUAAGCCUUGGAAACCACAGUCUCACUUCUGCUAUAGGCUUUCAUUUGAGACAGUCAUGAGGCCCUACCAGGUUUAAGGACUAGUCAUGAGAUUAAGCCCCGCAUCAAACUCCACAUUGAGCAUGAAGCCUGCUUAGGAGUCUCUCUUUCCCUCUCUGUUGCUGUCACUCCCUUGCUCACACACACACUCUCUCUCUCAAAGAAAUAAACAUUAAAAAAUACUUGUUGACAAAAGAAAAAGAGGGACAGAGAGAACAGAGAGAAUGACAUGAAUUAGAAGGGGAGUUCAGUGUUGUACAGUGUAUGGCAGGGAGACCAGUUAGUUAGAAAACUGUAGCAAGAUUCUGAGUCUGGCUUGAAGCUCAGAAUUAACAAAUAGCAGUGAAGAUGGAAAGGAAACCCUGAUUUGGAGGGAUGUUAAGGAGGUAUAAACUGCAAAAUUUAGUGAUUAUUUGAGUAUGGAAGGAAAGGAGAUGGGUCCAGAUGGAGGAAGAGGAGAACCAGAUAGUACUCUGAGUUCUGGAGUAAAAACAGUGAAUAUGAGUCUCUUUAUAGGAUUGCUUUUAGUGUUGAUUUUUUUCUUCAUGGAUGAAUAAGUAGAUAGCAGUACUUAGUAACUACAUGAAUUGUGGCACUGUUAACAGAGGAAAAGCUUCGUGGGAGAGGAAUUCGGUUUCGCAAGUGUUAAGUCAAGGCUGCUGGUAACUGAAACAGGUUCCUGGCACAGAUCUCCUAGAAGCCUGGGAAUUUCCUGAGUAUUUUGUACCAAUGGCUAGAAGCAGAUCGUCAUGGCAAGAGCCAAGAUGCUGCAAAUACGACUUCAGGUGAAAAUUUUGACCAGAGUCCUUUGAGAAGAACAUUCAAAUCCAAAGUUCUGGCCCACUAUCCUGAGAAUAUAGAAUGGAAUCCUUUCGAUCAAGAUGCAGUGAACAUGUUGUGCAUGCCUAAAGGGCUGUCUUUCAGAACUCAAACUGACAAUAAAGACCCUCAGUUCCACUCAUUUAUAAUUACCCGGGAAGAUGGUUCUCGUACCUAUGGUUUUGUUCUCACUUUUUAUGAAGAAGUUACCAGUAAGCAGAUCUGCACAGCAAUGCAGACGCUCUACCAGAUGCACAACGCAGAGCAUUAUAGCAGCGUGUAUGCCUCAUCCUCCUGCAGCAUGGAUUCGCUGGCAAGCAGUACUGACGAAGGAGAUACAACUUCCCUUUUGAAACUCCAGCGCUACAACUCCUAUGACAUCAGCAGAGACACCCUGUAUGUUUCAAAAAGUAUAUGUUUGAUCACACCACUGCCUUUCAUGCAGGCCUGCAAAAAAUUCCUCAUCCAGCUUUACAAGGCAGUUACCUCACAGCAGCCGCCACCCUUGCCGCUUGAGAGCUACAUCCAUAACAUUCUUUAUGAAGUACCCCUUCCACCUCCGGGGAGAUCACUGAAAUUUUAUGGUGUUUAUGAACCUGUCAUCUGCCAGAGACCUGGGCCCAAUGAACUCCCCCUCUCCGAUUACCCUCUUCGAGAGGCCUUCGAGCUUCUGGGAUUAGAGAACCUGGUGCAGGUGUUUACCUGUGUUCUUUUAGAGAUGCAGAUUCUUCUCUACUCACAAGAUUAUCAACGCUUGAUGACUGUGGCGGAAGGCAUCACCACACUUUUGUUCCCAUUUCAAUGGCAGCAUGUUUAUGUGCCCAUCCUCCCUGCUUCUCUGCUACAUUUUCUUGAUGCUCCUGUCCCUUAUCUGAUGGGCCUUCAGUCAAAAGAAGGAACUGACCGUUCUAAACUAGAACUUCCUCAAGAGGCUAAUUUGUGUUUUGUGGAUAUUGACAACCAUUUUAUUGAAUUGCCGGAAGAGUUUCCACAGUUCCCCAAUAAGGUGGAUUUUAUCCAGGAACUCUCUGAAGUGCUUCUUCAAUUUGGUAUCCCUCCUGAGGGCAGUCUCCAUUGCAGUGAGAGUGCCACAAAACUGAAGAAUCUGGUUCUUAAGGACUUGGUCAAUGACAAGAAGAAUGGCAAUGUCUCCACUCAUAACAUCAGCAUGUAUGAGUUACUGAAGGGCAAUGAAACCAUAGCCCGCCUCCAAGCUCUGGCCAAGCGGACUGGUGUGACAGUGGGAAAAAUGGACCUCUCUGCCUCUCUGAGUGAAAAAGAAAAGGAUUUAAAGCUGCAGUGUGAAGAGGCUGAGCUAAGGGACUACCAGCUCAAUGUGCAGCUCCGCGAGGUCUUUGCCAACCGCUUCACACAGAUGUUUGCAGAUUACGAAGCAUUUGUGAUUCAGACUGCCCAGGACAUGGAGUCCUGGCUUACCAACCGAGAACAGAUGCAAAACUUUGACAAAGCUUCCUUUCUGUCUGACCAGCCUGAGCCUUACCUGCCAUUUCUUUCACGCUUCAUUGAAACACAGAUGUUUGCUACCUUUAUUGAUAAUAAAAUUAUGUCUCAGUGGGAAGAGAAAGAUUCUUUGCUACGGGUCUUUGACUCUCGGAUUGAGAAGAUAAGACUGUAUAAUGUAAGGGCACCCACCUUGAGGACAUCUAUCUAUCAGAAAUGCAGCACUUUAAAAGAAGCAGGUGAACUCUUUAGGCAGAGGCUAUCUGCUGUUGAUAUUGUGGCACCAGAACCGCAUGAUUUCUGUGCAGAAAGACAAGUUGAUACCCAAUCAAUUGAGCAGCGACUAAUGAAAAUGGAUCACACUGCAAUCCACCCACAUCUGCUUGAUAUGAAAAUUGGUCAAGGCAAAUAUGAGCAAGGGUUCUUUCCAAAGCUACAGUCUGAUGUCUUGGCAACAGGACCAACUAAUAACAAUCGCUGGGUGAGUCGGAGCGCCACGGCGCAGCGCAGGAAAGACCGCCUUCGCCAACAUUCCGAGCACAUUGGAUUGGACAACGACCUGAGGGAGCCUUCCGGGGAACUUUUGGUCUGUCAGAACUCCAUGGCAUUCUGGGAGUGGGAUCAGGGUCUACCUCCUCCUGCACGACUUCCUAAAAAAUCCUUCUCUGAGUGCUGCCUGAAAUAUAUGCAAGAGGCGCGAAGUUUAGGAAAAAACCUGAGGCAACCCAAAUUGUCAGACCUUUCUCCUGCAGUGAUUGCACAGACCAACUGCAAAUUUGUAGAAGGCUUAUUAAAAGAAUGUAGAAUGAAGACAAAACGCAUGUUGGUGGAGAAGAUGGGACAUGAAGCAGUGGAACUGGGCCAUGGAGAAGCAAACAUAACCGGCUUGGAGGAGAACACCUUGAUCGCCAGUCUCUGUGACCUGCUGGAAAGGAUAUGGAGCCACGGCUUGCAGAUUAAGCAGGGGAAGUCAGCUUUGUGGUCACAUUUAAUUCAGUUUCAGGACAGAGAAGAGAAACAAGAGCAUCUUGCAGAAUCACCAGUUGCCCUUGGACCAGAAAGAAGAAAAUCUGACUCAGGAGUUAUGUUGCCAACACUCAGGGUCUCUCUUAUCCAAGACAUGAGGCAUAUUCAAAACAUGAGUGAGAUCAAGACUGACGUCGGACGAGCUCGGGCAUGGAUAAGACUGUCUCUAGAAAAGAAGCUCUUGUCCCAGCAUCUCAAGCAGUUGCUCUCCAACCAGCCACUCACCAAGAAGCUUUAUAAGCGUUAUGCUUUUCUACGGUGUGAAGAAGAAAGAGAGCAGUUUCUUUACCAUCUUCUUUCCCUCAAUGCUGUUGACUACUUCUGCUUCACCAGUGUGUUCACCACUAUCAUGAUUCCCUAUAGGUCAGUGAUUAUCCCCAUCAAAAAGCUGAGCAAUGCAAUCAUCACAUCGAAUCCUUGGAUCUGUGUAUCAGGGGAGCUAGGAGACACGGGAGUAAUGCAGAUUCCAAAAAAUCUCCUUGAAAUGACUUUUGAGUGCCAGAACUUGGGGAAGCUGACCACUGUUCAGAUUGGUCACGAUAACUCAGGACUGUUAGCCAAAUGGCUAGUGGAUUGUGUCAUGGUCAGAAAUGAGAUCACAGGACAUACUUACAGGUUCCCAUGUGGACGAUGGUUAGGGAAAGGCAUUGAUGACGGAAGCCUGGAGAGAAUCCUUAUUGGGGAAUUAAUGACCUCAGUGGCUGAUGAGGAUCUGGUAAAGCAGUGUCGGACUCCACCCCAGCAGAAAUCCCCCACCUCAGCUCGGAGACUGAGCAUCACUUCACUGACAGGAAAAACCACCAAACCCAAUGCUGGACAGAUCCAAGAAGGAAUUGGGGAAGCUGUAAAUAAUAUUGUGAAGCAUUUUCAUAAACCUGAAAAAGAGAGAGGAAGCCUCACGGUGUUGCUGUGUGGAGAAAAUGGCCUGGUUGUGGCACUUGAACAAGUCUUCCACCAUGGCUUCAAAUCUGCCCGCAUCUUUCACAAGAAUGUCUUCAUCUGGGACUUCAUAGAGAAAGCGGUUGCUUAUUUUGAAACCACUGACCAGAUUCUAGACAAUGAAGACGAUGUCCUUAUUCAGAAAUCAUCCUGCAAAACCUUCUGCCACUAUGUAAAUGCUAUUAAUACUGCACCCAGGAACAUUGGAAAGGACGGCAAAUUCCAGAUUUUAGUUUGCCUUGGAACACGGGAUCGCCUGCUCCCACAGUGGAUCCCACUCUUAGCCGAAUGUCCUGCCAUUACCCGAAUGUAUGAGGAGAGUGCCCUCCUGCGAGACCGCAUGACUGUCAACUCUCUCAUCCGCAUUCUGCAGACCAUUCAGGACUUCACCAUAGUCUUGGAAGGAUCACUCAUCAAAGGAGUGGAUGUGUAACCCAACUGGCUAGAAGCUCUCAGUCCAGACCCCUUGCUCCUGAACCUUCCCCAACUAUGGGGACCGAUUUGGACUUGUCUGAUAAGGUAGUGAGUCACUGCAGGGGGCAACACACCAUAUUCCCCAAUUUGAACAAUCCUCACACUACAGACAAGGCAAAAUGCUGUAUUGUAGUUCAUUUGAACCUGGAAUUUAGUAUAAAAUAGAGUAUUUUCAUGUGUUAGAUGUGUGUAAAUAUGCUAUCUUCUUUAAGAAAUUAUAUUACUCUAAUAAGAUACUUUUCUUAGAUUGAAUAUUCCUGUGACUUAACAUAAGUAGCUUAACCACAUUGGGAGUUGGGAGGGAAAGAGUGGUGCUAGCCAGGAAGAAGCCAGUAAACACGUAAUUACAGUGCAACCCAGUCGGGCUUAUUUUUUCCCUCCAGGUAUCACAAAGGAACCCAGAAUGCAUUGUUAUGUCGUAGCCAUCCAUCCUGGUGUGUCUGAUCCUUUGUAUUGUGAAUGUAAACAGCUUUACCUACUGUAUGUGAUAGUCCUCACUUCUAUAUUUUAAGUUACAGUUGGUUUCAUACAUUUGAAUUGAGUCACUUCUCCAGUCUUUUGGAAAAUCUUUUUCCGUCGGCACAAGAUAAAGACACAGUUCAAAUAUUUUAAAUACUGGACCCCAGGAGCUUGGCUGAACUGGAAAGAGAACACACAAAGCCCUGAGAAGUAUGUUAAAUUGUAGGAUUAUCACUUCUUUACCCUUUGGAAAGAUUAGCCUAGACUAACUUCAUUCUUGGCAUUUUUAUUCUUGUUAUGUGAGGUACUUUGAGGAGACGUGAAUUUCAAAGUGUUGGUCUUACAGUUAUAAGAACUGCAAACGGCAGUUUGAUUCUGCACUUAUAAUUUGGCCAUCUACGCCCUGCAGCAGUUCUUACCUCAAGGAUAAUCUCAAACCCUGUCUUUGUUAGGUUUCAGUCACCUCCCCCCCUUCCUGUGCCCAUCCCCCUCUCAGGAAAUGGAAGGAAUGUCUAAGAAGGAGGAGGGCUUGGUGUAGCUUGGAAUGUUUUUGUGAAAGUAUUUGUUGACCAUGAUAAUGCAAAUAACAGAGGGAAAGAGAAAGAAUGAACCCUUUCUGGGUGUUUCAGGGCAAGUUUUAUGUUCCUUUUCUAAGAAGGGGUAAUAAAUGUAAAACAACUGGCCCAGAGAAGGUAAAAGCCAGUACAGCACAGACUGACAAAAUGGGAGCAGAACCAGAGGUGACAGUUUUGAAAGACCAAACAUUGCGAGUAACUUUCCAGUUGGGUAUUUUAUAAGGAAGUUAAAUAAACGUGGUAUUAGCUAGUUACCUUAAGACUUCGUUUAUGGUAGGUCCUGUAACCAAUUAGGCAUUUGCACAUUGUUAGCAGUGAAAUUGCCCCAGCACUGCGCCGGCUUUUAUUCCCAGUUGUGGCUGAGAAGCAAAGCCAUGGCCUCUCAGGACCCCCGUACGAUCUUGAGGGUCCUGGGCUUUAGCCAACAGUAUUGUUUCUCUUCUUUCCUGAAGGAAGAAACUAAUGAACAAGUGCCUCACUCCCUUAUCAAGCACUGUAUUCAGCCAGGCGACCAAGGCACAUCCCCUUUUAAUAUCUAACUUAGUAUUUGAGGAGGAACAGGGAGUUGAAGGCCACAUUUAGAGACCCACGAAGGGUUUAAGAACAGGUUUUUGGGUGACUUGGGUAGACUGGAGAUUUGUUCGCCUGAGUCUACAGUGUGUCUGCGUAACAACGCAGCUCUUCCAGGAUCAUGGAAAGUCUAUUAUGGGAGACGUCCAGAACCCAUUUCACACAGGUUCUUGUGUUGCCGUGAUCAGAAACCACUGAAUGAUCAGGGCAGGGUUUUAUUCUUAUUACCUUCCUCAUAAGACCAUGCUUCUGGCACACUCUGGGCAGCCGAAGGAUGACUUAGGUGAGCAGGCUAGCAUUGAGUGACCAUUUUACAGAUAGGAACACUUGAGGAUCGGAGAGGUUAAAUACCCCACAGCUGGUCAGUGACAACAGAGUCUAGAACUCAUGUUUUUUAUUACACCAAGACUGCGUGACACUGAGCUCCGAGGCAUUCAUAUUAAGUCUUUGUACCCCUGGAUCUUUAUUCAUACACCCAAGCAAGUAGGAUAUAAAUAUUACUAUCCAUUUAUAAUAAGCAUUUAUAAGGAUUAACAUUCUUUUUAACAAAUGGUUCUGAAGUGGUUGAGAAUUAUAUGUUAUAAAAACUGGGAGCAAAAUUGGAUUUGGGGCCUAUGAAUAAAACCAUUACAUUAAAAGUAAUACCCAAAAAUAAAUUAUACGUAAAGUUUUAUCCCACUCUGUGUGAUAGGACCAUAACAAUGGGAAUGACCACUUUCACAAGAAAUAGUCACACCAGAACUGACACAUCUUCUAGAGUGCUGGGCCCUUUGAAUUGGUCACAUCAGGAGCCCAUAUACUUAUUCCAGUGAUACAGCCAGGACUCCAAACAUGUGGGGACCUCCUUCUGAGCCAUCUGAAGGGCCUACAGCCCAUUCUUUUGAGUAUUGCCAGUGAUGGUAAAUCUUGACCUUUCAGAAGAAAUUUAAUAUUCGGAAACAACAAAAAGUUCUUACAAUCCAAAUUGAUUAAUAAAAAGGAUGCUUAAGCAGAGUUUGAGGCCGCAAGGAAAUCAUUCUAAAGAAAUAAGACUUCUCUCUUAUGUGGCUUAUAACUGUCCCUAAGCCAAUACCAGAAUAUUUUGAGCAGGACAGUAGAACCUUUAGAAUGAAUGUACAUAACCGACUUUUGGAAGGACCGUACCUAUUUAGAGGUAUCCUUUUUGCUAUAUUAAUUUUUUAAAUCAGUAUAUUGCUUUAUAUAAUUACACCUCAAAGUUAAAGUAAGUAAAAAUCAACUUUGUAAUUUUUUUUUCCUCAGAAUAAAUUAAAAGUAAUGCCUGGAACCAUAAUUAGUAUUUUCACAUAAUAAUAGCUUAAGAGGAAAUUAUUUUAAAACUAAAUUGCCAAAAAUAUUACCUCUUGAAACAUCUAAUUUCCAAGUGUUUUCCAAAUGUCCUGAAACUCCUAAUGUCAGCCUUUCUGACAGCGGCAUUACACUUGUUGGUAUUACGUGUGAGGCCCUACAAGCGGUGCCCUGGUUGGGGCUCACCAAUGCCAUAAAAAUGACUGAGGCUCAGCGUGGAGUAGCAUAAAGUGCCAUUCCAGUUGGGGUGAAAUCGGCCUUAUAGAGAACAAAAGCAAGGCUUCCCAAGGCGCCCUCUCCCUCCCCUUUCCCACUGGGAGCAAGAAUCUGAUAUAAGAAACCUAAACCUUGCAAGAGUCUGCAGUUGCCCUCUAAAAUUUAUUUUAAAUGUUGCAGACAUUUUUGAAUCUUUGUGACCCUGUGACAUUUACUUUAACAUGCCUUUUUAAAAAAUCAUUUUAAUGAGCUUCUGUCACACUACAUGAAUGAUGAAUGAUACAGGGGAAAUACUGAAUUGCUUCUAUCUCCUUUUUUUGGAAUAAAGCACUGUUGUAUGUAAAUGUAAGUGAAAGAGAGGUAGAAACUAUACGUAACAGUUUGUGUGUAGUAUAUGUUGAUGCCUCUAAGAUAUUUUGAAACAGGAGGCAACAGAUGUGGACCUCAGAUCCCCAGGGAAAUAUUUAUUUGACAGCAUUGAAAGUGUAGCUCUUAAUCGAAAUAUCUUCUUUCUGCUAAGAAUUAUGAUUUUUCAGUAGAUUUUCACUUUGAGUAUUGUAUUUUCUCUGUGAGGUUUACAGAAGCUAUCCUUUUCAACAUGUUGAAGGGACAAUCUGAACCUUAGCUAUUUAUAUUUCAGUAUUAACAUACCUUCAUUGAGAAUGGAGUCGUGGCCUCCUCUCUACUUUUAUAAAACGAAUCCUGUUUCCAAGUCAUCAGUUUCUUUUGAAGUCCCUGUUUCUUUCCUAAGCAUUUGUUACAUUACCAUUUAGCUUUAAAAAGAGACAGAAACGAAUAAUAAACUUCUAGGUCCUUUAUUCCUAUUAAAAUACAUUUACAAAUCUCUUGGAUUUCCAACCUGUUUUGAAGAGGGUACUGAUGAUCAGAGGAAUCCAAGAAGAAAUGCAUUGUCCCAGAUCUUCCUGGAGCUGAUCAUCCUCUCAAGGACAGAAUAAAGAUUAGCUCCAGAAAUGUAUCACAUUGAGCAGUUGACACCAGAGGGACAAAAAUAUAUAUCAAAAAAUUUCUCCUCAUCUAAAGGAAUCCAGGGCAUCCUUGGGUUAUGUGGGAGGGAAUCAUGCUUGAUCCAAUUUCCUGAAUGAAUUUGUGUGUGGCUCCAGUCUGUUCCAAACCUUGUUCACAGUAGAGAGGUAUGGUAAGGAGUUCCUGUUGUCAAUCAGCUGAGGGUGUUAAACAUAGAAAAAUCCUUCUAUGUUACACUUGAGCCGUGUGUAAAUGUACCCUGUGUAUCUUUUUUUAAAAAAUGAACAUUUCUGCAUUUAAAUUAUAUUGUGUUUCUUUGUAUUGUUAACAAUGCAUCAGAACUGGAUUUUUUUUUUCUCAUCUGAACAUAAUAUAAAAUUUAAAGAGUAUUGUGAUAUCAAGCACUUUAACAUACAUAUCAGAGAAACUGACGUGGGUUUUUCAGGUUUUGGAGUACAUUUAAAUAUGACUUUUCAUGCUUUGUUCUUUACAAAUAAAACUGUGGGGUUGAUA
Acinonyx jubatus (cheetah) is the source of this 11815-nucleotide messenger RNA. It is a transcript of the gene DENND5B, whose product is annotated as DENN domain containing 5B. Bases 3367 to 7152 code for a protein of 1261 amino acids. Gene Ontology annotation, molecular function: guanyl-nucleotide exchange factor activity; small GTPase binding. The transcript has 25 exons. Lineage: Eukaryota; Metazoa; Chordata; Mammalia; Carnivora; Felidae. The record is from RefSeq and is a predicted model, not a curated record.